CUCUCUCUCUCUCUCUCCCUCCUUCCUUCCUUUCUUUCUUUCUCCCUUCCCACUCUCAGCAAACACAGCACCCAGUUUUCCCGAAGAUGCGAUGCCUCUCCAGCUCUCGUGUGUUCCUGUGCUCGACCUUACUCUCCUUGGCUGUCGGGAGCGCUGUGGACGUCAACAUGCUGGUCAUCCUGCCCAAGGAGAACUCUUACCUGUUCUCCAUCACCAGGGUCAGACCUGCCAUCGAUUACGCCAUCCAGAACCUGGUUCAGUCCCCUUUCAAUUUCAGCGUGAAGUAUGUGGACUCUGAGUGUGGCAACAUGGCCCUAUUUCACCUGGUGGACAUCUGCCUGGUGCAGAAACCCGACGUGAUCGUGGGUCCUGUGUGUGACUAUGCCUCUGCUCCGGUGGCCAGACUGGCAUCUUAUUGGAAGAUCCCCAUGGUCUCAGCCGGAGCUUUGGCUUCUGGCUUCGCCCACAAAAAACCAGAGUAUUCCCAUCUCACCCGUGUCUCCCCGGCUUAUUCCAAAAUGGGCGAGAUGUUCUUGGCCAUGUUCCGGCGCUACAGGUGGAAGAGGGUGGCUUUGGUCUUCGAAGAUGACCUCCAAGAGAGGAACUGUUACUUCACCGUGGGAGGAGUGGACCACGCGUUCAAACAGGAUGACAUUCCGAUCUACUCCACCGUGAUCAGUGAGGACAUGGACGAGGUGGAGAUUGGGCACAAGGUGGAGGAGCUCAAGGAGAAUGUCAGGAUUGUUAUUAUGUGUGCAUCAAGUCAAAACAUCCGGAAAGUUAUGCUGGAAGCACAUCGGCAGGGAAUGACAAAAGGAGACUAUGUAUUCUUCAACAUCGAACUCUUCAACAGUAGUACAUUUGGCAAUGGCUCGUGGAAACAAGGAGACGCAUUUGAUUCUGUAGCAAAGCAAGCAUAUCGUUCACUUCAGACCGUCACACUACUCAGGACAGCAAAGCAAAAGUUUUACAAAUUUGCUGCUGAUAUGAAAAAUAGAUCUCGGCAACAGUUGAACUACAAAGAUGAUAAUGUGAACAUGUUUGUGGAAGGCUUCCACGAUGCCGUUCUGCUUUAUACAAAGGCGCUUCAGGAAGUUCUCAAUCAGGGCUACAGCAAAACUGAUGGAGAAAGAAUUGUCCAUCAGAUGUGGAACACAACCUUUGAAGGCAUAGCGGGCCAGGUGUCCAUCGAUGCCAACGGAGACAGAUACGGGGAUUACUCUGUGAUAGGAAUGACAGAUCCUGAAGCAGGCACACAUGAGGUAAUUGCUGACUACUAUGGGAUGAAUGGAAGCUUUGAAGUGAGGCCAAGUGUGAGACGUCUGUGGGCCAGCGGAGUGCCACCUUCCGAUGAAUCUUGCUGUGGCUUUCCCAAGGACCACGCUUCCACGUGUAAAUCAUGUGGGAUUGGAGAGUCUGCAGUCACAGGCAUUGUUGUCGGCUCACUGUUGGGAUGUGCAUUGCUGCUGGCGUUUUACUUGUUCAGGAAGAAAUACAGAAUAACUAUUGAGAGGCGAGUACAGCUCCUCGAAGCUGACACUGGAAAGAUUCACUUAAUUGUACAGCACCACUGUACUGGAAGCGUCAUCUCUGCAAAGAUGAUAAAACAUGAUUCAGUUUGUAUCAUAGAAGCCAGCAGUGACUUAACUGACAACUGAAGAGAAUCUUCAAAUAGGAGAUCCUUUGUAUAAGUCCUUUUACCCCCUAUAUUACCUGCAAUAUAAUAACAUUGUGACUGCCCAGUACAUAUAUAUAUAUUAAAAAAAAGUUUUAAGUUAUAUCAAAUUGAAUUUACCUACUUAGAGCCAAGACGUUAGACAUUAGUUGGGUAUUGGUUUCAUAGUUCAUAUCAACCAAUCUUUUAAAAGUUGCAUUGCAGUAACUUUAUUCUUAACUAAAGUCAAACCGUAAUGUACUUUCUGCAUGAGUUAGUUUUCCCUUCUGUGCAUGGAAAGCUUCAAAAGAGAACCAAGCUACAUUUUGUGACACUAUUUAUAGCCGCCAGGGCUUUGCUGGUGCUCACGUAGUGUUAAAACAGAACUUGUUUUUUUUGAUACACUAAAAAUCGUGCUCAGUAAAUAAUUGUGUUACUAUAAUCAAAAUCUAUUGCUGUGUUAGCAUUUGUAAAAUUGUAAACGAUAGCUCCACACUUUUGUUUUAUUGUCUUUACCUAUAAAUAUCAUAAAGACUGUAAUUUUAGAAAACUGUAGUGCAGAGUAUCAAUUUAGUUCUCAAAUAGCUCUAUAUGGAUAAAUAUGGACUUCUAUCUAUAACAAUAAACAUCAUAUACCUUUGAAUAAUUUGGCAAUAACAUUUUAAAGCGGUAAAUGCAGCUACUAAAAUUAAUAUUUUUAGAUUAUAAAAAGAAAAAUCUUAAUAAUGUCCUGGUAUUUUUAACAAAUAUGUCAAAAUAAUUUUUUUUUGUAAAUAUUAAUAUUGUGGGUACACUUGUAUUAGACAAAAUAUUAGACAAAAUAUGACAAAGUUGAACAUUUGAUGCAUACAUUUGGCUGUUUUGAAAAAUAAAAUUCAGAAAGUAAUAUUGUAUUUUGGUAUUAUGCAAGUGGGUUUAAUUAGAUGCUGCUAUUAUUUUAGUAGAUAGUUAAGAAUAUAUAAACAAUAAAGAAACAAGAAACAAUCUCCAAAAUGCUCUUGCUGUGAAAGACAUUGUUCAAUUGGUUGCAAGUGUUGACAAAUUUACAAAUAUAUCCCACGUGAAAAAGUUAUUGAACGUUAAUUGUGCCUCGGGUGUAAUGUCUCAACUAGAUUGAAGGCAGACAAUUUGAAGGAAUUAUGUAAAUGUGACAUGCAGCAAAUUGUAUAUAGAUAUUUGUUUCUACAAGUACUAGGCUUCUCUUUAAAAUAAAUACCCACUUUGGUGAGGAAUGUAUUCAUGCCUUUGUUCAUGUAUUUUUAUAAGGACAUAGCAUUGCAUCAGCCCCAGCAAAAUGCUAUGUACAGUUGUAAAUAAUGUCCACCUGAUGUGAGUGUUUUAAGGGGAAGGUCUGAUGGCUGGUGUGCUGGGGUAUCAUCAGAAUGUGGCUGUGUGUUCACCAUAACUGCAGUGGGAGAAUUGACUGGCUUUUAAGCAAGUAAAUUCAUCGAUCAAAAAAACAAACCCAAAGUCCUUUAUAAAUAUUUGAAUAAAACAUUGACAGUCGAAAGGUGAAUUUAGUUUGGCACACCACUGUAUCAGGUUCUUUUCAGUUCAGAUCGUUCAGAAGAAAGAAGUUUAUUAACUGAUUUAAAGGGUUUACGACUAUAUUUUUGUCACUUCUAGCAUGUACCACUAGAAACAACAAGGUGAAAACGUCAUGUUGCAUAACAGAUUCCACCCGAUAAACAUCACAUUGAAUCUGUUGAAGCAACAUUGCACUUUUUCAUCCCAAUGUUAGCCAUUGAAAUAGACAUUUGUGCAUUUGCUAGCACUGUCAGUGUUCAGGUUAUGAGCUGCUGUUCUUAAUGUGUAACUAAAAAUGGAAAGAAUGUGUGUAUAAGGGUUUAGCGAUCUGAGAAUAAUAGUAAAAAAAACUAAAGGUUUAAGCUUUGGCUGGUAUGGAUGUUUAAUAAGUGCAAAGGGCACCAUACAGUAUAACAGUAAUAUAAUGCCAUAAGUAGAAAUAUCUGCAUAUAAUGUGAUAUUAUUUAUUUAACACUUGUGUAGAAUUUAAUAUUCAUAACUUUAGAUAGGGUUUCGUUUUGUUAUUUCUGUGGUAUAUAUUCAUUGAAGACAUAAAUUGCUGCAUUUGAUGUCAAUGGACUUUAAUGAUGUGUAAAUGUCUUUCAAACUACUGUAUUUUAUUUUCUGUAAACCAGUAUGUGGUGUAACCUGUAUAGAGCAUUAAAACAAGCUAGAUAUUGGCAAUAAAAUGAUGUAUAAGUGAA
Molecule: messenger RNA, 3885 nt
Organism: Callorhinchus milii (elephant shark)
Lineage: Eukaryota; Metazoa; Chordata; Chondrichthyes; Chimaeriformes; Callorhinchidae
Gene: npr3
Product: natriuretic peptide receptor 3
Exons: 9
Coding region: 87-1658 (523 amino acids)
Biological process (GO): regulation of blood pressure; vasodilation
Cellular component (GO): membrane
Molecular function (GO): natriuretic peptide receptor activity; peptide hormone binding
Source: RefSeq, a predicted model, not a curated record